UUGAUGGAUAGACGGUUUGAGAGCGACCGACAUACAAUAAUGUCUCCAAAUUUUUUUGUUUCUCAUGCUUUGGAAGAAGGACAGGACUGGAGGGCGUUUAUGGCUGGUAUUGCUACGUACCCCAACUUCAUGGUUGCUUGGUGGAAUGUUGAUACGGUCUUAUUGCCGAUUCAUUCAUCCCCUAAUCAUUGGCUAUUUGGGGAACUACGAUUAGCGUCAAUGGAAGUGCAUAUUUAUGACAGUCUUGGUAGAGGGGCUUAUGAAAAAUUCAAAUCUGAAGGAAUCUUUUCCAAAUUUGAACGUCGGGUGGCAAAUUAUUUGGACAAGAUUAAGUAUUGGGCCCGGAGUAACAUCCCAAGGAUUCCAUUGAAUAUGCAAUUCAUUUAUGAAGAAAAUGUUCCCCAACAAAGUAGUCAUUUGGGAGAUUGCGAGCACUAUCAUCGGUAUUGA
Molecule: messenger RNA, 450 nt
Organism: Lactuca sativa (garden lettuce)
Lineage: Eukaryota; Viridiplantae; Streptophyta; Magnoliopsida; Asterales; Asteraceae
Source: RefSeq, a predicted model, not a curated record